AUGCAAUUAAGGAAUACAUUCUUUUUCCUGCUUGCUAUUAUUUCUGUUGGGGUUAUUGUUGAAUGUGCCGAGUACACGCCAGAUCCACGAUAUGACAAUACAGCAAGUCUGAUUGGCAAUAAAAUUUAUUAUUUUGGAGGAACAAAUAAUAAAGCUGCGUACAAUGAUUUCUUUUUUUGGGACCUCGAAAAUGCAUUCAAGUCAAAUUCAACGGCAUUUGAACUUGAACAAAGCCUCGAUGAUAGUAUACCGUCCAUGUAUAAUCCAACAUAUGUAGUUGGUGGGGAAAAUAAUUCCACAAUAUUUUUAUUUGGAGGUUGGGUAGGUGAAUCGAAUUUCAUUCUAAGUCAGACAAUUUACAAAAUUAACGUGAAACCCGGAAAUACAACUUGGAGUCUAAGCAACCACGUAGAGGACAACGACAUAUGGCCAGAUGCACGAUCUUCUGCAGCAGCCGUCAUAGAUAAUCAAGGGCGUAUCUAUAUCUGGGGAGGUCGAAUGAAUGUUGAUAGACGAAUGUACGUUUACGAUACUAUUAAUGAUGUUUGGUCUAACCCGUCGAAUUCAACUGUAUCUCGAUUCAAUUAUACUGCAACUUUGCUUGGAGAUGGUCGUAUUUUAUAUAUUGGAGGAUCUAAUUAUAGCACAUUGAAGCCAAUAGAUUUAACUCAGAUUCUCAUCUAUGACACAGAGAGUCACCAGUGGUCUUACGAGACAGCUACAAGUAAUUCAAAUAAACUACCCUUUCGUGAUGGACAUACUGCCGUUUUAUCACCCGAUGGAAGAACCAUUAUUAUCUAUGGCGGAUUGAACAUUGAUAGCAAAACAGCAUUACUUCUUUUGGAUACAAAAUCAUUCAAUUUCUCAUAUCCAAGAGUAAAUGCUGGUCCAAAUCCGGUUCCUGCAUUUCAUACAGGCACUUUAUACAAAAAUUACAUGAUUGUUUCAUUUGGCUUACGAAAUGGAAGAGCAUCAUCAGAUGUGAAUAUACUCGACAUUUCAAACUCGAGCGAUUAUAAAUGGCUUGCAGGCCCAGGAUAUUCACCUUCAGACUCAUCUCCUAACAAUCCACCUUCAAAUCCGAAUACGGGAUUUAACGUUACUAACGAAUCCAAUAAUACGAAUACGAGUACGUAUUCAACUAAAGAAACUUCAGAAAAAAACCCUUCAAAAGGCACCAUAAUUGGCAUCACAUUAGGUGUUUUUGCCAGUCUAUUUAUCUUGGGAGGACUUGCAAUUGUUUGGUAUCGUCGACGUCGAAAUCUACCAACAUUACCGAUAUUUGAUCAAGGACAUUUUUCUGAGAUGCAAGAAAUACCUAUGUCAAAUUAUCAUGAGAAAGAUCACGAGGAAGUAAAGAAUGAUGCUUCUCAGAACUCAAAUCGAAUAGUCACUGAUAUUUUAUUAUAA
Ambispora gerdemannii is the source of this 1410-nucleotide messenger RNA. Lineage: Eukaryota; Fungi; Glomeromycota; Glomeromycetes; Archaeosporales; Ambisporaceae. The record is from the annotation of a GenBank genome assembly.